Emiliania huxleyi CCMP1516 is the source of this 1119-nucleotide messenger RNA. RefSeq lists its product as hypothetical. Lineage: Eukaryota; Haptophyta; Isochrysidales; Noelaerhabdaceae. Gene Ontology annotation, biological process: error-free translesion synthesis. The transcript has 2 exons. Bases 1 to 1119 code for a protein of 372 amino acids. The record is from RefSeq and is a predicted model, not a curated record.
AUGCUGCGGUGCCUCAUUGGCUCGAUAGCGACAUCCACACUCCUCAACGUUGUUUUGGUCGCGCUCUGGUUCAGCAGCCCGACCGACCGAAUCGAGCUCGACGACGACGACGCACUCCCUCCCGACCUCAUCCGGCUGAGCAUGCCAGUUCCCGACGCCGCGAUGCGAUGCGGCACUCCGAUUCCACCCGAGUCAGCCUGGCGUACGACGCACGGCGCCGCUGCUGUCGCCAUCUUUGCGCGUGCCGAAGGCGGCGAGCGGAGGCAAAGCGCGCCGCAAAGCUAUGCAUGGCGCUACGCGAUUGAGAUUGAGAACGUUGGCGCGGCGACAGUGCAGCUGCUCACCAGGCACAUGGUGACGACGACCUCCGACGGCCGCGUCGAGGAGGUCAAGGGCGCCGGCGCCGGCGGCCGGCUGCCGGUGCUCUCGCCAGGCCAGCGCUACACCACCUCGGGCACUGCGACGCUGACGGCGCCUCUCGGAGCGAUGCACGGCUCCUUCCAGUUUGAGUCGCGGGGCGGAGGGGGCGCCUUCUCCGCCAGCAUCGGGCGAUUGCUGUUGGGGGAUCGGGGAGGACGGGCGCAGUCUGUGCCCUGCGCGCCCGAGGCGGACGUGCUGGCGAGGGAGCUGCCGCCAACCUCGGUGUUUAGCUCGUACCGAGUCCUCGUCGGCGCCACCGUCGAGUACGUCCCCAGCCGAUCGGACGCCGACCUGCUGCGCCACGCCUUUCAGUACGACGUCCACAUACACAACGGCCGUGCGGCGCCCGUCGUCAUCCACGGGAGGGAGUGGACCGUGCUCGACGCGCGCGGGGUGGCCCGCACCGAGAGCGGGGCCGGGCUGGGCGGCGUGGAGGCGACGGGCAAGGUGAGGCUCGAGCCGCAGCAGGGCCUAAAAUACCGAGGGAUGUUCGAGCUGCCGACCGAGACGGGCAUCGCCGCGGCGCGGUACGUGGUGACGCUCGAGGACGAGGACGAGGAGGACGAGGCGACCUACGACGUCCUGCUCGCGCCUAUGGGCGUCACGGCCGACGGGCGACCCGUGCCGCACAUCGCGCAGAAUGCAUUCGCCGCAGCCGCUGCUCUUUCGGAGCCGCUCCGCUCGGUCCCGGCGGGCUAG